ACCCCACAACACAAAAAGGUGGUAGCAAAAAAGUUCUUUUUGUACACACUGCGAUGAUGGCGAUCAUGAUGCCUCUUGCCUGCAAUUUCAUACACCAACACCACUCUCUCUUCCACCUUUCCACUCAUGCUCAUGCUCAUGCUCAUUCUCUCAUCUCCAAAUCCAACAACACCAUGAUCAACCUUUGAAACCACCACCACAAACCAUGGAGAUGGAGAACAACAAGUGUGGCUGUUGGUCUGUCCUCAAACGUGGUGUUUGUAAACCCUCUGCUUCUAGACAAUCUCCUAACACUAUACCUCGUACUAGUCUCGUUCAUGAUGCAGCAACCGAGACGCGAUAUCUGAACGCUAGCAAUCGGGAGCUCUGUCCUCCAAAUGAAGUUAGGCUGUCUUCUGAUAAUCCUGACCCCCCACCACCUCAGGAAAAUAAGGCUCCUUGCCAGCUUCUUCAAUUCACAUUUCAAGAGCUAAAAUCUGCGACCGGGAAUUUCAGACCUGAUAGCAUUCUUGGGGAGGGGGGUUUUGGUUAUGUUUUCAAAGGAUGGAUCGAGGAAGGUGGAACUGCCCCGGCGAAACCUGGUUCGGGGGUUACAGUAGCUGUUAAAAGCUUGAAGCCAGAUGGUCUUCAGGGUCAUAGAGAAUGGGUGGCUGAAGUUGAUUUUCUUGGACAGCUUCACCAUCCUAACCUUGUGAAACUUAUUGGAUACUGCAUUGAAGAUGAUCAGCGGCUUCUUGUUUACGAGUUUAUGACUCGUGGAAGUCUCGAAAAUCAUCUAUUUAGAAGAACGGUACCUCUUCCAUGGUCUAAUAGGGUGAAGAUUGCACUUGGUGCUGCUAAAGGAUUAGCUUUCCUACAUAAUGGUCCAGAACCAGUCAUUUACAGAGAUUUCAAAACAUCAAACAUUUUGCUCGAUACGGAGUAUAAUGCGAAGCUUUCAGAUUUCGGUCUAGCGAAAGCAGGUCCUCAAGGAGACAAGACACAUGUUUCCACCAGAGUUGUUGGAACUUAUGGCUAUGCUGCACCAGAAUAUGUCAUGACAGGACACUUGACUGCUAAGAGUGAUGUUUAUAGCUUUGGAGUUGUGUUACUCGAGAUUUUAACAGGACGGAGAUCAAUGGACAAGAAACGUCCGAGCGGGGAACAGAAUCUUGUUUCAUGGGCCAGACCAUAUUUAGCAGACAAGCGAAAACUUUACCAACUUGUCGAUCCUCGCUUGGAACUAAACUAUUCCUUAAAAGCAGUACAGAAAAUUUCUCAGUUAGCUUAUGGUUGUCUCAGUAGAGACCCUAAAUGUCGUCCUAACAUGGACGAAGUUGUGAAUGCUCUUACACCGCUGCAGGAUCUUAACGACUUUGCAAUCCUGUCGUAUCACUCUCGUUUAUCUCAACAAGGGAGAAGAAAGAAGAAACCAGAUGGAACUCCGCAUAUCACCUAUACGCAUUCCAAAAGCAUGAGGGCUUCGCCUUUGAAUACCGGAAGACACCUACGAUGAUGUUUGAAGCGAAAUCCUCUUCGAAAAAUGUCUCAUUUGUUGUUUGUUGCUGUGUGUAUGUGGAGAUGGAGAUUUCAAGCUUGCAUAAGUUGUUUUUGGUGUUUAAAACCUGUUAGUAAUGUAAUGAUGUAUUGAUUAUUAUUUCUUUGAGCUCUUUUUAUGAAAGAGCUAAAACCAUUAAUCAUUAUGAAAGGCUUCAAACAUAA
Messenger RNA from Lathyrus oleraceus (garden pea), 1701 nucleotides. RefSeq names its product serine/threonine-protein kinase PBL34. The transcript has 6 exons. NCBI's taxonomy places the organism in Eukaryota, Viridiplantae, Streptophyta, Magnoliopsida, Fabales, Fabaceae. Gene Ontology annotation, molecular function: ATP binding; protein kinase activity. The record is from RefSeq and is a predicted model, not a curated record. Gene Ontology annotation, biological process: protein phosphorylation. Bases 206 to 1495 code for a protein of 429 amino acids.